Messenger RNA from Frankliniella occidentalis (western flower thrips), 3082 nucleotides. RefSeq names its product gastrula zinc finger protein XlCGF57.1-like. The record is from RefSeq and is a predicted model, not a curated record. The transcript has a single exon. Bases 109 to 1908 code for a protein of 599 amino acids. NCBI's taxonomy places the organism in Eukaryota, Metazoa, Arthropoda, Insecta, Thysanoptera, Thripidae.
CCGUCUCCAUUUCAUUUUGGGUACUUGGCGACACAAUUAGUGAUACAAUAUAGAGUUUGACGAUACUUUUCCUCUGCUUUUUCCAGAAUUUUCGUGUCCUCGUCGAAGAUGUCGGUUGAGUGUGACGGUGACAGUCUGACUUUCGCUAGCAGUCAGGACAGCGGGCCCGAAGAUGCGACGACGGAUGCGGGAGGAGAAGAGUGUCUCCAGUGCACUGUGUGCGCUAAAAUAUUUCGGUCAGGCGCUGGACUACUCCAUCAUGUCCGCCAAACCCACUCAGUGGAGCCGCCUUCGGAAUGCGCCGUGUGCAACAAGAAAUUCAAGAAUAUCGGUAGUCUUAAGAAGCACCUCUCCACCCACACAGAAGAGAGGCCCGAGUGCCUGGUGUGUCACAAGAAGUUUUCGCGAAGUGAUUAUCUGAAGGCGCACAUGCGUACUCACACGGGAGAGACGCCCUACGAGUGUACCAUGUGCACUGAGAAAUUCACGCACUAUGGUUCAUUGCGUGGUCAUAUCCGCACCCACACCGGCGAGCAACGGCAGAAGCCCCACGAGUGCACCGUGUGCAACAAAAAAUUCAGUUUUAAACGGUCUCUGGAAUGUCAUCUCCGAACACACACGGGAGAGAAACCUUAUGAGUGUACGGUGUGCAACAAGAAGUUUGCUAUUGAUUCAACUCUCAGAACCCACCUGCGAGUCCACACUGGCGAGAAGGCCUUCAGUUGUACUGAGUGCGAUAAGACAUUUUCCCGAAGCCAUCAUCUCCAGUCACAUCUCAAAACCCACAGCGGGGAAAAGCCGUUCGAGUGUUCCGUGUGCAACAAGAAAUUUGCGUGGCGUGAAGGACUGCGCAGCCAUCUGAGGAGGACCCACACCACCGGACUGAAACCGCACCAAUGUCACGUCUGCCACAAGAAGUUUGCGACGAGUGGCGAACUGCGAACGCAUGACCGCGUCCAUACCGGAGAGAAGCCCUUUGCGUGUACGGAGUGCGGUAAGAAAUUUGCACAAAGUAGCUACCUGCAGUUGCACGUUCUGACUCACACAGGAGAGAGGCCGUACGAAUGCACCGUGUGCAACAAGAAAUUUACCCAAAGUACUCAUCUACGUACGCACCAUCGAACCCAUACAGGAGAGAAGCUGUUUGAGUGCACUGUCUGUAAGAAGAAAUUUUCUCAAGGUGGUUAUUUACGUGUCCAUCUUCGCAUCCACACAGGAGAAAAGCCUUUCGAGUGCAAGGAGUGUGGAAGGAAAUUUAGUCGAGCAGGACCACUAAAAGGUCAUAUGCGAACCCACACAGGGGAGAAACCGUAUGAGUGUACUGUGUGCGAUAAAAAGUUUGCUGAUCGUACAGGUCUGCGAUCGCACCUUCGAAUCCACACAGGAAAUAUAGGUGAGAAGCUCUUCUCAUGCGAUCAGUGUGACAAGAAGUUUUACCGAAGCGAUCAUCUCCGAGCACAUCUGAGAACCCAUAUCGGGGAAAAACCGUUCGAGUGUGCUUUGUGCAACAAGAAAUUCGCCCAGAGCAGCGGACUGCACACACAUCUGGCAACUCACACGGGAGUAAAGUCGGCUGAGUGUACGGUGUGCAAUCAGAAAUACGCUUCAAGCUAUUUGCGUAUACAUAUGCGAAUCCACACUGGGGAGAAGCCGUUCCAGUGCACGGAGUGUGACAUGAAAUUUACGCACAGUAAUAUUUUUCGGGAGCAUAUGCGUAAGCACAGAGGCGAGAAGUUGGAGUUUGAGUGUACUUUGUGCAACAACAAAUUUGCUUCAAAAGGUUAUUUACGUCUGCAUCAGCAAAUCCACACUGGGGAGAAGCCGUUCGAGUGCACCGUGUGCAGCAAGACGUUUUCGCGAGGUUUUACUCUGCGUAAUCAUCUCAAGACCCAUUUACAGGCUGUGUAAGCAAGCUGCGUGCGCGCAUGUGUAAUGUUUUGUGAACACAAAUAAUAUUGCCGUCGUUGUAUGAAAGGGAAUAUUUUCCCCCAAAGGAGGAGAGGCCAUUGGCAAUUAAUUGUAUUUAAUGAUGCAGUCGUAUCAAACAAUUGAAAUAAGUAGUUCUCUUGUAGUGGCUUUCUGGAUAAAAAAAAUGCUAGUACUCAUUCUUUUUCUGAUUGGUGGUUUUAAGAAAAAAAGGAAAUGUGUGAUUGUUUUUUGUUUUUUUUUAAAUAAAAUUUUAAAAGGUUCCUAAUAUUGUCUUCUUCUUGUCAUCUUACUAAUUGUUCAUAUUUUUAAAGUUUUCUUUUUAUUUUAAUUAUGUAAUUGGAUACGACUUACGUACCCUUUAAUGUUUUCAUUGUCUUAGGAAAUGUAAUUUGAUGUGCGUUUAUCUCCGUUUUUGUACUUUGUGUAACUUGCAUGAGUUUUAAGACAAUUGUCCUUGGUGUAUCAUGCAAAUGUUUUAUUGUAAUUUUACCAAUUUACUCAUGUAUAGUUAUGUGACUCGUGUGUGUUGAGAAUACUGCAAAAUAUGUGACAAAUACAGCACAAAUGAGUCAAUCGUAUUACUCUUUCUCCUUCCUCUUCCGAAUGAAGGCGAUUUGUAUGUAAAUUUACACUUUCUCUGGAGAGGGUUUUUGGGGGAGACUGGGGUGUCGGUAACUACAACGUGAAUCUAGCCUGGGAAUGGUUUGAAAACUUUGCGUUCUGUGCUUUAGCACGAGAUCGAAGGUCCGGUGAUAAGUAUUGACAAGACGACGCUGACGCAGCUCCAAACAACAAACCUAACACAGCGGGGCUCAUAGAAAAGAACAAUACCGAUAGCAUGAGGAAACCAUUGCACUUAAUUCUCAUUUCAUUGGAAGAAACCCCAGCACUAUCUAAUCUUGCUCCUAGAAAAUUUGCUUAGUGACUACUAGUAGUUUUGUGAUGCAACUUAUUAAGAAACUCUCUAGUAUUACCAUACUAAAACGUUUUCCCAGUGAGGCCGGUUUAAGGAAAGCUAUUAGUACACAAUACUGGAAGACAGUUUUGUACUUCUCAAGAAUGUCUUGUUAAGUUAACCACAUCACAAAACUUCAGUAGUUAACAGGCAAAUUGAGUGAAGUGUAGACCGUAUUUUGCGGGUUAGACAGCAGGU